Molecule: messenger RNA, 1554 nt
Organism: Trifolium pratense (red clover)
Lineage: Eukaryota; Viridiplantae; Streptophyta; Magnoliopsida; Fabales; Fabaceae
Product: probable mannitol dehydrogenase
Exons: 5
Coding region: 157-1242 (361 amino acids)
Biological process (GO): lignin biosynthetic process
Molecular function (GO): cinnamyl-alcohol dehydrogenase activity; zinc ion binding
Source: RefSeq, a predicted model, not a curated record
GACAAAGUCACCCACUCACCCAUGUAAGUAGUAACACAUAUGGUUAUCAAACUUCCACAUACACACUCUAGUGUGUGAUAAUAACUAGUGGAUUUCAUUUUGCCCCUUCCCAUAAAAUCAACACUUUCCUUUUCUCUUUCUCUACAAUUCACAUCAAUGGCUUCACAACCAGAAGAAGAGCAUCCCAAAAAAGCUUUCGGAUGGGCUGCUAGGGACACAUCUGGAGUCCUUUCUCCUUUCAAAUUCUCUAGAAGAGAAACAGGUGAAAAAGAUGUGGCAUUCAAAGUACUAUAUUGUGGUAUAUGUCACUCAGAUCUCCACAUGGUGAAAAAUGAGUGGGGCAAUAGUAUUUACCCACUAGUUCCCGGACAUGAAGUUGCGGGUGAAGUAACUGAGGUAGGAAGCAAGGUAACAAAGUUCAAAGUUGGAGACAGGGUAGGUGUAGGGUGCAUGGUUAAUUCAUGCAAGUCAUGUCAAAGUUGUAGCGAUGAUCUCGAGAAUUAUUGUCCAAAGAUAAUUCUCACAUAUAGUGUAAAAAAUGUUGAUGGAACAAUCACAUACGGAGGCUACUCUGACAGCAUGGUUUGCGAUGAAAACUUCGUGAUCCGUAUUCCUGAUGCCUUAUCACUUGAGGCCGCUGCUCCUCUUCUUUGUGCCGGGAUCACAGUGUAUAGCCCUUUAAAAUAUUUUGGACUCGAUAAACCUGGUUUGCAUCUUGGUGUGGUUGGUCUUGGUGGAUUAGGUCAUAUGGCUGUGAAAUUCGCCAAAGCUUUUGGUGCGAAUGUAACUGUGAUAAGUACUUCUCCUAACAAAAAGAAAGAAGCUCUUGAACACUUAGGAGCUGACUCAUUCGUGGUUAGUCACGAACAAGAUCAGAUGCAGGCUUUAAUGGGGACUUUUGAUGGUAUCAUAGACAGUGUUUCAGCACAACAUUCACUAGUGCCUUUGCUUGCUCUAGUGAAGAAUCAUGGUAAACUUGUUAUGGUUGGAGCACCAGAGAAGCCUUUAGAGGUUCCAGCAUUUUCUAUUAUUGGAGGGAGAAAAACAGUUAGUGGGAGUAUGAUUGGAGGAAUAAAAGAGACACAAGAAAUGAUUGAUUUUGCUGCCAAACAUGGUGUUAAACCUGAAAUUGAGAUUAUUGCAGUAGAUUAUGUGAAUACUGCAAUGGAGCGUUUACUCAAAGCUGAUGUCAAAUAUCGAUUUGUUAUUGACAUUGGAAACACAUUGAAGGCAAGUUCUUAAGUACCUAACCUAACUAAUUAACAUAUUGAAGGCAAAGUACUUAUAGAAAAUUAAAUAUUUCUUUUACAUUAUUUUUCAUUGCUGUUUUUUUUACAUCACAUUUAUAACCUAUUACAUUUGUAUCCACUUUUUGUGUUUUUUUAAUCUCUCGAAGAGUAUGAAUGUAUCUGCUUGAGAUUUUUAUCAUCUAAUUUUGAUCAAACAGUUACCAAUAUAAUGAUUGUGCGAAUGUCAGAUUUUUUUUACUAGAGUGGAUAUGUCUUUGUGCGGGAAAUGUUGAACACUAGUAAUAUAGAAGUUUUUUUUGACUCA